AUUUGGACGAGAGUUCGCCAUAUUGACUUUUCUGACAAAAAAUAUUUUUGUCACUCACUUUUAGGGUGAAAAUAAGUGAUAUAAAGGAUCGCAUCCAAGGAAUGCAUGCCUCUUUCAAGCACAAACAAAGCUCCUCUGCAUGAGCAGAAGAAAAGGGAGGAUUACAACAACCAUAGGAAGAGAAAAACGAACGAAAACCAAGUGUCUCCUUCGAGUCUGCAUCUUCACAAAAAAUUCAGAGACGACGCUGAGUUUGGUACAAUGUGUGACGGUCAAAGACGAGCCAAUUUCUCGGCUUUAACGAGUCCGAGUAAUGGUUUACACAAAAAUGUUUCUCCACUCAUGAACAGCAAGCCUGGAUCGACUAAAAAGCUUAUAAUAAAGAACUUCAAAGAAAAGCCCAAGCUUCCUGAUAACUACCAGGAGCAGACAUGGGAAAAGCUGAAGGAGUCUGUUCAAGCCAUACAUAACAGUACAGCCAUUACAUCAAGUCUAGAGGAACUUUAUCAGGCUGUAGAAAACAUGUGCUCUCACAAGAUGGCGGUAGCGUUGUAUGACCAAUUGAAGGUCGUAUGUGAGCAGCAUGUCAAGAUGAAUGUCAACCAGUUCCUAGUUGACUCAAUUGACAGUGAACAGUUUCUGAAAAUGAUGGAUGCUUGCUGGCAAGACCACUGUAGACAGAUGAUCAUGAUUCGCAGUAUAUUCCUGUUCCUGGACAGAACCUAUGUUCUUCAAAAUUCAUCCAUACCAUCAAUAUGGGAUAUGGGUCUAGAAUUGUUUCGUCAGCAUAUAAUAAGCAACAGAGUUGUCCAGGGGCGUUGUGUAGAUGGCCUAUUGUUGUUGAUAGAAAGAGAACGGAAUGGAGAGGCUGUGGACAGACAACUAUUGAAAAGUCUACUAAGAAUGCUUUCUGAUCUGCAGAUCUACCAAAAUGCUUUUGAAGUGAAGUUCCUUGAAGCUACAGAAAGCUUAUAUGCUCUGGAGGGUCAACGCUUGAUGCAAGAAAGAGAUGUCCCUGAGUAUCUAGGACAUGUUGAGAAGCGUCUUAAUGAGGAGAGUGAACGUCUUCUACAUUAUUUAGACCAGUCCACUAAAAAAUCUCUUGUCGCAUGUGUAGAGAAGCAGUUGAUUGAGAAACACCUAUCAGCUCUACUACAAAAAGGUUUAGAUCUUCUAUUGGAACAGAACAGAACAAAUGAUCUCACUCUACUCUACCAAUUGUUCAGUCGUGUGAAAGAUGGCCUGAAAGAGUUGUGUACUGGGACUGCUGCCUAUAUAAAGAAAACUGGUAGACUAUAUGUAGUUAACCCAGAAGAUGACCAGGAAAAAGAUAAAGAUUUAGUGCAACAGUUGCUAGAUUUCAAGGAUAAGAUGGACACCAUUAUUGCAGUAUGUUUCCAGAAGAAUGAAAAAUUUGUGAAUGCCAUGAAGGAAUCAUUUGAACAUUUUAUAAAUCAGAGGCAGAAUAAACCAGCGGAACUUAUCGCUAAAUAUGUUGACUUCAAGCUACGAGCAGGGAAUAAGGAGGCUACAGAGGAGGAAUUAGAACGACUGCUUGACAAAAUCAUGGUGCUCUUCAGGUUUAUUCAUGGAAAAGAUGUGUUUGAAGCGUUUUAUAAAAAAGACUUGGCAAAGAGGUUACUUGUUGGCAAGAGUGCAUCAGUAGAUGCUGAGAAGUCCAUGUUAUCAAAGCUCAAACAAGAAUGUGGAGGUGGAUUCACUAGUAAACUAGAGGGCAUGUUUAAAGAUAUGGAGCUAUCUAAGGACAUAAUGUUGGCAUUCAAGCAGCACAUGCAAGACAGACAGAGUCCUGGACACAUAGACCUGACUGUUAAUAUAUUAACAAUGGGCUACUGGCCAACUUAUCUCCCCAUGGAGGUUCAUCUACCUGCUGAGAUGAUAAAAUUUCAAGAAAUCUUCAAAAAGUUCUACCUGGGGAAACACAGUGGAAGGAAGCUACAAUGGCAGUCAACUCUGGGACAUUGUGUUCUCAAAGCAAAAUUCAAUGUGGGCAGUAAAGAGCUGCAGGUAUCACUGUUCCAAACACUCUGUCUCCUCAUGUUCAAUGAUGGCGGGGAGUUCAGCUUUGAGGACAUCAAACAAGCCACAGCUAUAGAGGAGGGAGAACUUAAAAGAACACUACAGUCACUGGCCUGUGGGAAAGCAAGGGUCCUCUCUAAAAUACCAAAGGGAAAAGAUAUAGAUAACAAAGAUAGGUUCAUAUACAAUGGAGACUUCAAACACAAGCUGUUUAGAAUCAAAAUCAACCAAAUACAAAUGAAAGAAACACAAGAGGAAAAUACAAAUACGACAGAAAGAGUGUUUCAAGACCGGCAGUAUCAGGUGGACGCUGCUAUUGUCAGGAUCAUGAAAACUAGGAAAACGCUUACUCACAAUCUCCUCAUCAGUGAGCUAUAUAAUCAGCUCAAAUUCCCUGUUAAGCCAAGUGAUUUAAAGAAGAGAAUUGAGAGUUUAAUAGACAGAGACUAUAUGGAGCGAGAUAAAGACAAUUCAAAUACAUACCACUAUGUAGCCUAACAUAAGCUCCACUAGACACAUGAGGAUUGUAAUAUAAGGCCAGGAGGAGGAGAUACGAGGAGUGUUCAAAGAUUAUCAAAGCAGCCACAUGUUCAUCUGAAAUUCUGCACCACUCUACUAUGUCCCUAUGUUUGUAUACCCUAUGAUCAUAUGAAUUUUCCACUCAACCCCUAUGUUCAUCUGGAAUU
Owenia fusiformis is the source of this 2726-nucleotide messenger RNA. The record is from the annotation of a GenBank genome assembly. NCBI's taxonomy places the organism in Eukaryota, Metazoa, Annelida, Polychaeta, Sabellida, Oweniidae.